Messenger RNA from Phalaenopsis equestris, 1124 nucleotides. RefSeq names its product N-(5'-phosphoribosyl)anthranilate isomerase 1, chloroplastic-like. The record is from RefSeq and is a predicted model, not a curated record. The coding region runs from base 69 to 887 and encodes 272 amino acids. Gene Ontology annotation, biological process: L-tryptophan biosynthetic process. The transcript is spliced from 4 exons. Gene Ontology annotation, molecular function: phosphoribosylanthranilate isomerase activity. Lineage: Eukaryota; Viridiplantae; Streptophyta; Magnoliopsida; Asparagales; Orchidaceae.
GAAUUUUCUCAAAUUUUCUUGCAGGCAUCUAUCACCACCGGGUUUCUCUAAUUUGCUGGAUUCAAUUCAUGGCAUUUUCCAUCGUUCAUUUUCCAUCAAAUUUUCUUAUACAGCGCCGCACCUAUGGUUACCCCAGAAGGCAAUUCAAUCUACUUCCAAGAACAAUGCCUUGUGCCAAUAAAAUCAGAGCAAAAACAACAUGUCAGUUCUCCACAAUCUCACCUCCACAACAAAACUCACAAAGUGCUUGCCCCAUUGUCAAAAUGUGCGGCAUUACUUCUGCUAAGGAUGCAGAACUUGCUGCUCAGUCAGGAGCAUCACUAAUCGGUAUGAUCCUCUGGCCAAAAUCAAAACGUUCUGUUUCAGCAUCAGUUGCGAAAGAAAUCGCAGCCGCUGCACGACGCAACGGAGCGGAACCUGUCGGAGUAUUUGUCGACGAUGAUUUGGACACCAUGCUACGAGCUUCUGAGGCCGCUAAUCUUGAGCUUUUGCAACUUCAUGGAGAUGGUUCCCGUGCUGCACUGAAGCAGCUGCUGAGAACAAAGAGGGUUAUAUAUGUUCUCCAUGCUGAUGAAGAUGGAUUGCUUCUCAAUAAUGUUAGUGUUGCAGAUUCUGACUUGAUAGAUUGGGUUUUGGUCGACAGUGCAAAAGGCGGCAGUGGCAGAGGAUUUAAUUGGCAGAAAUUUAAGGUUCCAUCAAGAAGCAGUCGAUGUAGAUGGCUGUUAGCUGGAGGUCUCCAUCCUGAUAAUGUUUGUGAAGCCAUAGUUACCUUAAGACCAGAUGGAGUUGAUGUCAGUAGUGGCAUCUGUGAUGCCAAUGGGAUUCUGAAGGAUCCUUUGAGAAUAUCUUCCUUUAUGUGCAAAGUUAAUUCAAUAGCUUUUGCAUGAUCAAUGGAGCAUCACCGAUGAUUGGCGGGCAUAUCGAGAAUGAGAUUGAGACGGCUACGUUCGGCGAGGGAUCUCAAGGGACAUAAUUUUUAUGUUUGGAUGUAAAGGGAGAAAAAAGUAGGAAAAUAAAAGAAUAUUUAUGUUUUUUUUUAUUACUUGAUUGAUGGUUCUAUUGAUAAAAUUACAUUUGUGAUAUAUAUUUGUGUUUGUGUGUGUGUUGUGCACCGUGACUAUUUA